Messenger RNA from Cryptomeria japonica (Japanese cedar), 6248 nucleotides. RefSeq names its product disease resistance protein TAO1. The transcript has 9 exons. Gene Ontology annotation, biological process: defense response to fungus. NCBI's taxonomy places the organism in Eukaryota, Viridiplantae, Streptophyta, Pinopsida, Cupressales, Cupressaceae. The coding region runs from base 2400 to 6230 and encodes 1276 amino acids. Gene Ontology annotation, molecular function: ADP binding. The record is from RefSeq and is a predicted model, not a curated record.
UCUGCCAGUACUUCAAAUUCCCUACUUUCUUGGUUUUCUAUUUCAUAUUAUUUAUGGAAGAAGCUUUUGCAGCUACCGGGCUACAGUGAAACCCCCUUUAAUUUUCCCGGGUGCCAGAGUCAAUUAUAGUGUUCAAUGGUGGAAAAUCUCGUGACCUGUUAUGAGGAAUCACUAAGGCUGGAAGAAGCAUCAGUGCUGUUCCAGAGGCAACACAUGGUAGAGAGAAAGCUAAUGCAUUAUUCUAGCUUACAAACCAUUCUGUUAGUUGGAGAAGGCAAUUUCUCAUUUUCUUCAGCUUUGGCUACUGCAUUUAAAUCUGCAAAAAACAUCGUAGCCUCCUCAUUUGAUAGCAAAGCAGACAAAGUCUUGAGGGUUUAUGAUACAGCUCGUAGUUCAAUUGAGAACUUGGAAAGUCGUAAAGCAUUGGUACUGUAUGAGGUGGAUGCAACCAGAUUGCAUGAAAUUGAAGAUCUAAGCGCCAGGAAGUUUGACAGAAUUGUAUUCAAUCUCCCUCAUGCAGGCUAUUUUCCCGGUGGGGAACGCAGUAAAAAAGCUAUCAAAAAGAACAAAGAGUUGGUGAGUAUGUUUUUGGAAAGUGCUGCCAAGCUGCUGAGCUUGUGUGGAGAAAUUCAUGUUACUAACAAGGUUGGGCCACGCUACAAAAAAUGGAAUUUAGAAGAAGAAGCAGAAAAGUAUGGGCUGUAUUUGAAGGAGUCUGUUAGUUUUCAAAAAACAGAUUAUCCUGGUUAUAUGAACAAAAGGGGAGGUGGACCAAAGAUCAACAGAACCUUCCGUCUGGGAGAGUGUAGAACUUAUAUGUUCUCGGCUCCCUGAGUGGCAUGCAGCUGCUGUGUAUGCCAAGUUUUUAACUGUUUUAUCAUGGAAAGGCUACACCAACCAGUCACUAAUGACAACCAAAGCAUUUUGACAAAUCAAUGACAACACACCAACAACUCUUUUUGUCGAAAUUUCCAACAAUUCCCUCCAAUGCUAAUUUGAUAUUAUGAGAUGGUUUUUUUAAGGAUUUGUGAUGUGUGCUAGAAAGUGUUCAAUCUAUGUAUAAUUUGCUAGAUGUUAAAAUAAAUUAGAGCAUAUCUUUAAAUACAACAUCUAGUGUGGAAUUCAAUAACCCACCCCUCAUGCCCACUCACUUGAAGAGAAAAUAACUUAACCUAUUUUUUAUUUUAUUUUUAAUAUUUUAAGACCACUUCCAUAAACAUAAGAAAAUCUAGAUCAAUUCCAGAUUUGACUCAGAUAAAAAAUAAAUAAUAAAAAAACAAAUAUCUUCUUUAACAAAUAUGUAUAAAUAAAAAUAAUACUAAAAUUUCUCUAUUAAAAUCAUUGUCCGUACAUAGUAAAUAUUACAAUAAAAAUAAACAAAUAAAAAUGCAUUGCUGAUAAAGAAAAAGGAAAAAGAAGGUUUGCAGUUUUCUUCAUUACGUAAAGAUUUAUUCUCAUGAAAAGAUAAAGUAACCUGAGAGGCCCAUAAUGCUUUAAUCAUUCUCCGUGUCUUUAAUGCUUUAAUCAUUCCCCAUGUCUUGAACCGGACCUGCCUUAAAUAAAAGAUAUUCUAAAUGGCCUGUAACUCAAAUGUAAUCUCUGAAAAGACAUGCUUAUUUUCUACGAUUUUUCUUGAAGUAAUUAUUACCAUGCCACAACCAACAGUAAAAGCGCAAGAGAUUGUAGUUGAGUUUACAUCAGAUGCUCUUGUGCCUUCCUUUACAGAUCACGUAAGGGAAAAUAAAGUUAAUUCCCAUCUUCUGUUUCUUUUUGACUGCACCCAUUUUCAUAAUAAUCUAUUCCCAUCUUCUUUUUCUUUUUGACUGCACCCAUUUUCAUAAUAAUCUAUUCCCAUCUUUUUCUUUUUGACUGGACCCAUUUUCAUGAUAAUAUAUUCCCGGUCUUCUUUUUCUUACCUGCCUUAAAUAAAAGAUAUUCUAAAUGGCCUGUAACUCAAAUCUAAUCUCUGAAAAGACAUGCUUAUCUUCUACGAUUUUUCUUGAAGUAAUUAUUACCAUGCCACAAGCAACAGUAAAAGCGCAAGAGAUUGUAGUUGAGUUUACAUCAGGUGCUCCUGUGCCUUCCUUUACAGAUCACGUAAGGGAAAAUAAAGUUAAUUCCCAUCUUCUUUUUCUUUUUGACUGCACCCAUUUUCAUAAUAAUCUACUCCCAUCUUUUUCUUUUUGACUGGACCCAUUUUCAUGAUAAUAUAUUCCCGGUCUUCUUUUUCCUUUUUUCACUGUACCCAUUUUCAUAUUCCAAAUCGUCAUUAUAAAAGGCUGUCAAUCUUGGUAACAAACUCAUCUCUAAACAUUCUGAGCAAUCUGUCUUCAGUCCUAUCUUGUUCAAAUUCUGAGCAAUCUGUCUUCAGUCCUAUCUUGUUCAAAUUCUGAGAAAAAAUGGGCAACACUUCCUGCUGCUGUUCGUGCUGUGCUCCUCAAGAAGAUUAUCAAGAUGUUAUCAAUGAACUCGUCGCAAUGGAAGAGAUGAGUCACAUUGAUGAAUUGAUUUCUUACAUUGAUCAGCUCUUGAAUGCCAUUGCCCAGGGAAGUAAUGAUUCAAUUGCUCGUCUUUCCAAGACGAACCGAGUGACCUCUUCUAUCACUUCCGGUGGCAGUUUAUUGGAGAAGAUAUUGAAGAGAUCUAACAGACAUAUAUGCAAGAGAGACAUUAUGCCAAAGCUUAACCGCGAAACACGGAAAUUGGUGAUUGAUGUCACAAAUCAAGGAGCGCAGAUUAAGUGGGUAGGAGUAGCGCUUUCAGUUGUAGGUUUUGUGUUGGAAAGAAUUGAACAAGUUUCUUCCAACAGAGAGGAAUGUAUAGUGCUCCUCAAAUAUAUGUGUAAGCUUGCAGAAUACAUCAAGCAGUUGGAGGAUCAUUUUCCUCAGGAGAAGCUGAAUCGGGUUUUCCAUUUUAUUGUGGAAGGCUCCCUCCUCUGCAUAUCGCAAAUGCAAUCUCAUCCGCUUUCCAAAUUUUUUGCUGCUCCGGUUGUGGCUGAAGAUUUGCAGAGAUUGCAAAGACAACUUGGGCAAGAGUACUCGGAGCUCUCAUUGGAGGCGAUAAUCGCUGUGCUGAAUAGGAUUCCAGUUGUCUUGCCUCCCUCCCAAGGAACAUCUCCUCAAGCAGUUGGUAUUGAGGAAGCCAGAAAUCAUGUGACUGAACUCCUAGACAUGGAAAGUAAGUCAGUUAAAGUGGUAGUUAUUUAUGGACAAGGUGGGAUAGGAAAGACAACUUUAGCCACUGCAGUGUUCGGCAAACUUGACCUCCAAAACUACAAAUAUUGCAGAGUCGAUAUAGAACAGAAUUGUGCAGAGGGUGAUCUUAAGUUGCUGCAACGACAAAUUUUAAGAGACCUUUAUGGCCAUAAUAUUGAACUGAGAAGUUUGAAUGAAGGUCGCGAAGAGUUGUCCAAAGAUUUUAAAGAACACUCCUCUGAACCUAUCUUCAUUUAUGUUGACAAUGCUCUGAAGCAAAGUGACCUGGAAAAGCUUCUACCUGUAACUGACCUGACGUUCCUUCCACCAAAGAGCAGGAUUCUUAUAACCACUAGAAAUUUGAACGAGACUCUUAUAAUUUUACAGGAAGGAGUUGAACGCCGUCCUUAUCAGGUAGCUUCUCUUCAACAAGAAGAGGCACAAAAGCUCUUGUGUGAAUUGGCUUUAAGCAGUGGCCAAGCAAGUUUUGACCCCACCAUAGAUAUUAAUGGCCUCCUCAAAAUAUGCCAAGGAAUUCCGUUGGUAAUAAAAAUGGCGGGAGCGAGAUUACGUGAGCAUGCUCAAAGUGUGCCAGCUUGUAGGGACACAGUGGAAUAUCUCAAGUCAUGGCUGCUACAAGGAGUGCAGGGUGAAUUAAGCGAACGUAUGGUGGACUUUGUAUAUAAUCGCUUGGAUGCCUCGUGUAAAGAGGCAUUUCUUGAUAUAGUCUUCUUCUUUUGUAAUUGGAAACAGCAAAGGGUGGUGUCCAGUGUUGGAGCUAUAGAGUUUGGAGAGCUUGAAAAGGCUGCUCUUGUAUAUGUAACGGAUGAAGGCAUGGUGAAUGUGCACGAUAUAGUGAAAGCGCGAGGGAGAAUGCUAUCACCAGAUGGGGAGAGAAUCAUCGACCUACAAUCUCUCACUGAUGUUCUCCAAGAUGUAGAGAGGAUAAAGAAAAUGAAGGGGAUUUCUCUAAACGAAUCAUUCGAGCUUGAAGUACACCAUCUCAACUUGAUGAAGAAAUGUUUAAGAGUUUUGAUCUUAACAGAAUCGACAAGAAUAGUAAAUGGAGAAUGCAAAGGAGCUUUUGAAAAUCUAAGGUUGCUCGGCCUUAAGAACCAUAAUAAUUACUCAUGUAUGGAUGUUAGUAAACAUCCAAGAUUAACAGCAAUCAUUUUGGAUUACGAAAGAAACUCCAACUUUCCGGAGUUUGGAGGCACCAUCCCAUCUUCAUUGAGAUAUGUGUAUAUAGAAGGUUGUGUAUUAGUUAAUCUUACCAUCACCCUUUCCCAAAUUCAAUCUUUGCAUUAUCUAACAUUGUGUGGCUGUAGUGGGUUUGAAAGCCUGCCUGAAACCAUUAGCAACCUACUUGCUUUGGAAGAGUUGCAUUUAAUGUUUUGUUCUAGCUUGGUGAGCCUUGGAGACAGUUUUGGUGGUUUAUCUUCUUUAAAUGAUUUGGAUUUACACUCUUGUUCCAGCUUGGUGAGCCUUCCAAACAGUUUUGGAAGUUUAUCUUCUUUGAAAAAAUUGGAUUUAAGGUUUUGUUUUAGCUUGGUGAGCCUUCCAGAUAGUUUUGGUAGUUUAUCUUCUUUAAAUAACUUGUAUUUGGAAUCUUGUUCUGACUUGGUGAGCCUUCCAGACAGUUUUGGUAGUUUAUCUUCUUUAAAUGAUUUGGAUUUAAACUCUUGUUCCAGCUUGGUGAGCCUUCCAAACAGUUUUGGAAGUUUAUCUUCUUUGAAAAAAUUGGAUUUAAAGUCUUGUUUUAGCUUGGUGAGCCUUCCAGACAGUUUUGGUAGUUUAUCUUCUUUAAAUGAUUUGGAUUUAAGGUGUUGUUCCAGCUUGGUGAGCCUUCCAAACAGUUUUGGAAGUUUAUCUUCUUUGAAAAAUUUGCAUUUAACGUCUUGUUUUAGCUUGGUGAGCCUUCCAGAUAGUUUUGGUAGUUUAUCUUCUUUGAAACAUUUGGAUUUAAGGUCUUGUUUUAGCUUGGUGAGCCUUCCAAACAGUUUUGGUAGUUUAUCUUCUUUGAAACAUUUGGAUUUAAGGUCUUGUUUUAGCUUGGUGAGCCUUCCAAACAGUUUUGGUAGUUUAUCUUCUUUGAAACAUUUGGAUUUAAGGUCUUGUUUUAACUUGGUGAGCCUUCCAGACAGUUUUGGUAGUAGUUCGCUAAUUGCUGUCAAGGCUUCAGAAUGUUAUCAACUGGAGGAAAAUACAAUGGACAAGUUAGCCAAGAUGAAGGGAUUGAUGGUGGUGGAUAUAGAAGGAAGCCCUCUGUUGAAAAAGCGGUGGGAACAAGUGAAGGAGCAAUACUCUUUAGCAGUAGUGGGGUUUGGAACGCAGAUAUUCAGGUUUGAAAUGUACCCAUAUGAGGAUGUAAUGCGCAGAGCAUUUUUUCACAGUGAGUCAAAAUUCAUGCAUGUUGAUGAGAAUGGGCAGCUUGUGGAAUCGGCUUCUCCCGCAGGUGGGGCAAAGCUGUGGUUGCUGUUAAAGGAGGGCGAUGUGAAUGUGAGAGAUUCUUCAGCAUCAUCAUCAAAUAGCAGCAGAUGUUGGGAAGCAGUGAAGAAGAAAUGGAUGGAGUUAGUGGGUUCGGAAGGGGGGCAAAUGAUAUACGUGGAUAUGGGAGGGUCAUGGGAGGAAAUAGAAACACGUGUUCAGCAGGCUCUCCCAGAUUUACCCAGCGGCACUCGUGCGUGGAUUGCUCCUGACAAUAGGGCAAGGCUACUGUUUGCACAUUCCGUGGAGCACUAUUACGAUACAUAUGCCCAAAAGGGAGACAGGAAGGGUGAAUUGAGUGGGGUUCAGAAUUGCAUUGUGAGCACAUCAGUGUAUGUGGAUGAGGAGGGAAGGCCAUCAGUGUAUGUGGAUGAGGAGGGAAGGCCGAAGCUUGAUGACCUCAAAUUCAUACACCCCGACCUUGGUACAAAAACUGAGUACAAACCUCUUUCUCCCCAAUUGCUCUCCCCUAUUUCGGAAGCAAUUUGGUUUUUGCAAGAAGACUCUUUUGGCUGCGUUUACUUGUCGGAUAAACUUAUACAGUGGUGAUCCAUGAAAUUGUAUUGA